AGACCCCAAUUUCCUUAUCAAAAUCUUCGAGAAAUUUUUAGUAUCCACCACUCAAUAUUCAAUCAGUCAAUCAUCUUUACCACUCAACCUUGCAAAAGGAAAAGAAAAAUUGCAAGAAAGAUACAAAGUGGUGCAGUCUCUCUCACAUUAGUCUCAGUCUUCUCUUCAUUCAAUUGCAAGAAGAAGAAGAUCCAGAAGAAGGAAGACUUUAAUAGAGAAGUGGGUUUGUUUUGUUUGGAUCUUUUCUUUGCAUUUGUGGACAGAAAGAAACAAGCUUGAGAUGAGAGAGAGCUAACCGGGUUGUUAUGUAAAGAUGGAGUCAAAGUCACUCAGGUUCAUCACCCACCAAUCUUUUUUCUCGGCCGUCCGAUCCGGUGACCUUGAUGCCCUGGAAAGGAUUGUUGAUGAGUUGACAACAGGUGAGGCUUCUGAUGGCUCUUCUUUGGUCUCUGAUCUGAUGGCUAUGCAAAAUGAUGCUGGGGAGACUGCCCUCUAUGUGGCUGCUGAUAAUAAUUUUCAGGAGGUGUUUAGUUACUUGCUUAAGUUUUGUGAUGUUGAUAUUGUGAAGAUCAAGUCCAAGUCUGAUAUGGAUGCCUUUCAUGUUGCUGCUAAAAAUGGCCACUUGGGGAUUGUGAGGGAACUUUUAAGCAUUUGGCCUGAGCUUUGCAAGUCAUGUGACUCCUCAAACACUAGCCCCCUUUAUUCAGCGGCUGUGAAAGGUCAUUUAGAUGUGGUGAAUGCCAUCUUGGAUGCUGAUGUUAGUUGCAUAAGAAUAGUUCGAAAAAAUGGAAAAACAGCAUUGCACACAGCUGCAAGGUAUGGCCUCGUUGAUAUAGUGAAAACUCUGAUCGAUCGUGAUCCUGGAAUUGUCAGCAUCAAAGACAAGAAAGGUCAAACUGCUCUCCAUAUGGCUGUAAAGGGUCAGUGUCCUUCAGUAGUAGAGGAUAUAUUACUUGCCGAUCACUCGAUUCUAAAUGAACGUGACAAGAAGUGUAAUACGGCAGUUCAUAUAGCUACAAGGAAAUGUCGUCCACAGAUAAUAUGCCUAUUGCUUAGUUACAAGUCCAUCGACGUCAAUGCCAUCAAUAAUCAGCAAGAAACUGCAAUGGAUUUGGCUGACAAACUCCAAUAUGGAGAAUCUUCAUUAGAAAUCAAGGAAGCUCUUGCAGAGGCUGGUGCCAAGCAUGCAAGGUAUGUUGGUCAAGUGGAUGAAGUGAUGGAGCUUAAGAGGACUGUGAGUGAUAUUAAGCAUGAAGUAAGUGCUCAACUCAUACAAAACGAAAAAACCAAUAGACGGGUUACUGGUAUUGCAAAGGAACUAAAGAAGCUUCACCGAGAAGCUGUGCAGAACACCACCAAUUCUAUCACAGUUGUUGCUGUUCUUUUUGCAUCUAUAGCUUUCUUGGCAUUAUUCAGUCUACCAGGCCAAUAUAUAAAGGAAGGAUCGGAGGCAGGGAAGGCUAACAUUGCUGAUCAAGUAGGUUUCCGUGCAUUCUGCCUUUUAAACGCCACGUCCCUCUUCAUAUCUCUUGCCGUGGUGGUGGUUCAGAUCACUUUGGUGGCCUGGGACACUAGGGCUCAGAAGCAGCUUGUUUCAGUUGUAAAUAAACUGAUGUGGGCUGCCUGUGCAUGCACUUGUGGAGCGUUUCUGUCAAUAGCAUUUGUUGUUGUGGGAAACGGACAUUCCUGGAUGGCUAUCACCAUAACCCUGAUGGGAGCACCAAUUCUUGUUGGAACACUGGCAAGUAUGUGCUAUUUUGUUUUCAGACAACAUUUUGGGUUCUUCCGCAGCGACUCACAGAGACGCAUUAGAAGGGCAAGUGGAAGCAAGUCAUUCUCGUGGUCAUACUCUGCAAAUAUAUCCGAUGUCGAUGAAUAUAAUUCUGACCUUGAGAGGAUAUAUGCUCUAUAAACUAUAUCCAGAAGGCAUGAAGUUUGGAGUUUUGUUUCACCAUAUAAAGCUGGUUGGUGUUUUAGGAGGGAUAAAUAGUCGGUUUUCUUCAGUUUUCUGUAUAAUUGACUAGCAGAAGAGUGAAAAUGUAAAUUUGUGUAUAGUAACAGUUAAAAUAAUGAGUUACUUUCGCUCCCACUAAACUGCUUGUUUGUAAUGUCAAUCGCUUGUUUCUUCUA
This is a messenger RNA of Mangifera indica (mango), 2130 nucleotides long. Its product is annotated as ankyrin repeat-containing protein At2g01680. The transcript has 3 exons. NCBI's taxonomy places the organism in Eukaryota, Viridiplantae, Streptophyta, Magnoliopsida, Sapindales, Anacardiaceae. Gene Ontology annotation, cellular component: plasma membrane. Gene Ontology annotation, molecular function: protein phosphatase regulator activity; protein phosphatase 1 binding. The record is from RefSeq and is a predicted model, not a curated record. The coding region runs from base 314 to 1912 and encodes 532 amino acids.